Molecule: messenger RNA, 1728 nt
Organism: Pseudomassariella vexata
Lineage: Eukaryota; Fungi; Ascomycota; Sordariomycetes; Amphisphaeriales; Pseudomassariaceae
Product: major facilitator superfamily domain-containing protein
Exons: 3
Coding region: 1-1728 (575 amino acids)
Biological process (GO): transmembrane transport
Molecular function (GO): transmembrane transporter activity
Source: RefSeq, a predicted model, not a curated record
AUGGCGGGCAAUCCUGUCUCUGGCCCAGUCUCACGGGCUAAUUCUGCCAACACAGGUCGUCUGGUUGUCAAGACGAGCAGUGAAGAUACAGUCGAAGACACAGAAGGCUUUCGACCUGACUUACGUCUGAAGCUUGCGUUCGUGACAUUGGCCGUUUUGACACUCAUGGUGGCCAUGAAUGACUCUGUCCUCGCAGUCGCCCUUCCGGUUGUUGCGGAAGACUUACAUGGGACAGCAAUCGAAGCAUUCUGGGCUGGCACUGCAUUCCUCUUGACUGAAGCUACCUUCAUGGCACCGCUGGGGGCCUUAUCCUCAACAUUUGGUCGAGUGCCCAUUCUCAACUUUGCUGCAUCUUCAUUCCUCGUAGGCACAGUCGUGGCGAGUACAGCACCAAACUUUUCAGUCUUGAUCCUGGGCCGAGCCAUUCAAGGCAUUGGCGGAGGUGGUGUCCGAGUUUCCAUUGAGAUUGUUGUCGCGGACCUGAUCCCCUUGGAAAUCCGUGGCAAUUACCUGUCCAUCUUCUCAGUUCUAUGGGCUAUUGGUGAUGUUCUUGGACCAAUCGUUGGCGGUAUUUUCUCAUACAAGACGUCCUGGAGAUGGAACUUUUGGAUGAACAUACCAAUCGCAACGGUUGCCUUGGUCUCGAUCAACAUAUUCUUGCGAUUGAAGAGCGUGCCUGGCUCACUGAGGGAGAAGGUGAGACGUGCCGAUUGGGCUGGUACUGCCAUAUCAGUCUCUGCAGUCACCACACUGCUCCUAGGAAUGACCUGGGGUGGUGUUAUGUUCCCUUGGGAUUCUUGGCAGACCAUCAUCCCGAUCCUCGUCGGACUUCUCGGCCUGUUUGGAUUCGCCAUGUACGAGAAACGAUUUCCCGUCGAGCCCAUCAUCAGAAUCGAUCUACUCUGCAGCUACAACAUGCUUUACUCCCUCAUGGCGGCUUUCUUCCACACCGUUCUAGCACUCGGACUUGUUUACGUUCUGCCUCUCUAUUUCGAAGGAGUCAAAGAAAUGAACCCCAUCAUGGCCGGCAUCGCCUUGAUCCCAUAUGGUGCAACCGUGUCCCCAUUCUCCGCCGUCGGAUCCCUCAUUAUCAGCAGAACCGGCAACAUUAACUGGGUUAUCCGCGCCGGCUUCGCCUUCGCGAUUCUGGGCAGCGGACUCUUGACCUUACUUGACGUUCACACUCUAACUUACCAAUGGGUCCUCAGCCUCCUCGUCGUCGGGCUGGGCCUUGGCCUACUCUACAACUCGCUCGACCUGCUGAGCCAGGCCUCCGUCGACGAGGAAUACGUCACCCACGCCGUUACCAUGCUAAAUUUCUUCAGGCACCUCGGCCAGGCCGCGGGGGUCGCCAUUGUUGGGGUCGUCGUCCAGAACGAGAUGCGCACCAAGAUGGAUGACAUUCCUGACUUGGCACCCCACGCAGACGAGUAUUCCCGCGAUGCGGCGGCUUUGGUGGAGAAUCUUCGGGGCAUGCCUGAGGGACAGUUCAAGACGGACCUUGUUGGGGUGUAUGCGGCGUCGUUAUGGACCGUUUGGAUCAUCAUGUGCGCGUUUUGCGUGUUACCCUUUGCAGGGUCGUUCUUCUUGAGGUGUGUUAGUAUGAAGCGGAAGCACGAGACGGCGCAGGGACUGCGGAGGGGAAAGAAUCCCGUUUCUGAUACGCAGGCGAGUACUCCUUCUCCAGAGGGUAAGGCUGUAGCGCCGACACGGACGGAGGGGGUUUAA